Messenger RNA from Arabidopsis lyrata subsp. lyrata, 1117 nucleotides. Its product is annotated as proline-rich protein 1. The record is from RefSeq and is a predicted model, not a curated record. Bases 520 to 1059 code for a protein of 179 amino acids. The transcript has 2 exons. Lineage: Eukaryota; Viridiplantae; Streptophyta; Magnoliopsida; Brassicales; Brassicaceae.
UCUAUCCGAAUUUCGCUUAUAAUUAAUCAUAGAAUAUGCAGUCGUCAUUUGAACCAAAACGCUUUCUAAAUUUAAGGUACCGACUACCGAUAUUACUAGAAAACAAUUACUUCUACUCCUACAUCGAGUCAUCGAGAUAUUAUUACAUGGCAUAAUUCCUAUCAAAUGAUGAUUCUAAAUUCAUUUAUCUAAUCAUGCUUGCAUAUAAAUACUUACUUACCUAAUUAAAGAAUUAACCACAAAAACAUUCCCUCCGUUUCAAUUCGGAUCCUUUGUGGUGUAUGUGAUGAGUAAUAAUUAUUAAAACAUUUCUCGAUUAAUAUUAUUAGAUUUUGGUGGUGAAAUAUACAUUUAAACGUGCACCCAAUUAUGUCUCUUCCAUCCAACAUCUAGUUGACACUUGUCCUAUUAUCUUAAGAUAUUUUCUGUCGACAUUGUGUUCUACAUAUAUAUGGAGGCCAUGUCUUGAGAUCAUACUUUAAACAACCAAACAAUACGAAAGAGCACAAGCUAUUAACAAUGGCAUCCACAUGCACCGCCGCUAAUCUCCUCCUCCUCACGAUGGUGGUGGUUGUGGCCACUGCCGAUUACUAUGCGCCACCAGGCCCACCACCAAUUAUGUACCCUCCACCACAACCUUACGUUCCCAAACCAACUACCACUUACAUGGCCAUUGAAGGUUUCAUCUUGUGCAAAUAUGGCUACAAAACCUACCCCAUCCAAGGGGCCAAGGUUAAGGUUGUGUGUCCUAUGGUGGACUCACACGGAAAGCUAGUGGCUAAGGUUACAAUCUCUAGCUACCCAACGGACUUGAAGGGAUACUUCUACUUCAUCACGUACGGACUCUCCCACAAGGUGAAGAACAUCAGUAGCUGCAAAGUGAAGCUCGAGAGCUCUCCGGUCUACACGUGUAAGACUCCGACCAAUGUCAACAAAGGUGUCACAGGAGCUCCACUCUCUCCCGAAAACUCCAAGUUCCUUAGCCACGACAACUUGACCCUCUACACCCUUGAACCUUUCUAUUUUUCUAGCCCCGUGGCUCCCAAACCCGUUUACUAGGGGAUCACAAUCAAUCAUUAGAUCGCGGUUUAUAUAUGUUUAUUUUCAUUUUUUUAUU